Messenger RNA from Meloidogyne enterolobii, 372 nucleotides. The record is from the annotation of a GenBank genome assembly. NCBI's taxonomy places the organism in Eukaryota, Metazoa, Nematoda, Chromadorea, Rhabditida, Meloidogynidae.
AUGGACGUUUAUGCUAAUUAUAUGAUUCAACAAAAUGGAAUAAGACAGGAACAACAACCAACUUUAGGCCAAAUGAAACAAGAAUUUGCUCCAUACUCGGGGUCAUCAUCACAAGCAACGGUAACUGGUAAAUUUGUGGCCAUGCCACUGCUUCAACAGACUGGCAAGGUGUUUGUUGGGCCGGGCCAGCACAGAGAAGCUCAACUAAUUGGGCUUGGUCUUAGAAAGUUGAGAACAUUUGAGAGGGAAGAUAUAGAACGCGCAAAACGAUAUGCUCUUGAUCAGUCUGUAAAAUUUGUAAUGCUAAAGCAAAGAGAAGCGCAUCAACAACAAGUAAAUUUUAUAUGGGUUUUUCUUUCUUUUAAGUUAUAA